Molecule: messenger RNA, 2199 nt
Organism: Pocillopora verrucosa
Lineage: Eukaryota; Metazoa; Cnidaria; Anthozoa; Scleractinia; Pocilloporidae
Product: galactose mutarotase
Biological process (GO): beta-D-galactose catabolic process via UDP-galactose, Leloir pathway; glucose metabolic process
Molecular function (GO): carbohydrate binding; aldose 1-epimerase activity
Source: RefSeq, a predicted model, not a curated record
AAUACACUGAGACCGAAGCGCCGUUGUCUUUUGACAUUUAGAAUUUUUCGAGGCGCAAUUUCGCCUCGCAUGGCGCGCCUCUGAGCUCUAUGUCGUUACGGCGUUCUGUCGAUGGCCUUGUGAUUGUUAUUUGUCGUUUCAUCCUCUUUCGUUAUAUCAAACACGGGCAAUUUAGUCAAAGGUUACCACAGAGACUGAUCAUAGUAUAAACCAUCCUAUAUUAGGGCACUCGCGGUCACACCACUUUGAAUUAAUUCUACAGCAACAAUCGAUCGCUUAAUCAACAUGAUUGCUCUUUCCUCGCCUCGAGGUGAUGAUAAGUAGAAUGCAGGCUCAGGGAGCCACAAAGGGCACGAGCGCGCACGGGAACGGAAGUGAGCGGCUGAGUGCUGUAGCACGAGGGUUGGAUACUUCUCGUAAACUCUGAAUUCUACAGAUCUGCAACCUUGGUAUCGAAGGUCAUAAGGCUGCCACGAGUAGCAUCUGUACUUCCUGCUGGAAUCAAUAUUUUCAAUUCAGUUCCGACGUUGAGUUCGACGGUAUCGAAUAUUUUUGGUGUCUGUGGCAGCCUUUCCUUUGAGUCGCAGUCCGGGUUAGAAUCGUAGUUUCAAAAUGGUGGUCUCUAGGGAGGUUUUUGGCCAAACAGAAUCAGGAGAGGAUGUUUGGAAAUACACUAUCAGAAACAAACACGGACUGGAACUGGAAGUGAUCUCGUUCGGAGCGACUUUCGUAGCAUUAAGAUGCCCUGAUAGGAAUGGAAAAAUGGAUGAUGUCAUUAUGGGCUAUGAUAAGUUGGAGGACUAUCUGAGUAACCCUCAUUACCUCGGAGCUACAGUUGGAAGAGUUGCAAACAGGAUUGCAAAUGCAAAGUUCACCCUUGAUAACAAAGAAUACAAUUUAGCCGUCAAUAAUCCUCCAAAUACUCUACAUGGAGGAUGGGUUGGAUUCAACAAGCAUAAUUGGAAAAGUGAAGUAAAAGGAGAAAACAAAGUGAAGUUUGUUCACCAAAGUCCAGAUGGGGAUGAAAAUUUUCCUGGAGAUGUAACAGUAAGACUCACAUUCACACUUACUGAUCACAAUGAAGUUAAACUCAACUACAAAGCAACAACCAAGGCUCCCACCAUCAUCAAUCUCACCAGCCAUGGCUACUUUAACUUGGCUGGUCAGAUUGACCAUGAUGUUUUGGAUCACAUAGCUCAGAUCCAUGCUAAACACUAUCUGCCCCUAAAUGAUGUGCAGAUUCCCACAGGUGAGGAAUGCUCUGUGUCAAGCCCAAAUGAUGCCUUUGACUUCACCAAACCCAAACCUAUUGGAAAGGACAUUCAUAAAAUAGAUGGCUAUGAUCACAACUACUGUUUAAAAGGAAAAAAAGAAUGCUGCGCUGAAGUGUAUCAUCCAAGCAGUGGGCGUGUUCUUAAAAUGUUCACCGAUCAGCCUGGAGUUCAAUUUUACACUGCCAAUGGAUUUGAUGGAUUCUCUGGCAAGGGAGGUGUUCUUUACCAUAAGUUUGGUGCCUUCUGCCUAGAGGCGCAGAAUUACCCUGACGCUGUUAACCAAUCUAACUUCCCAAGUCCAGUUCUUCGGCCAGGGGAAACUUACAAACAGAAAACCAUCUACAAAUUUGAUGUCAAAGACAAGCAGUGAGCCCUGUCAUAAUUAGAUUAACAAUUCACUAUUAAUAUCUAGAGUAGGGUAUUGAAAUAAUUGGCAAAAGCUUUAGGAAGCUAAGGGAUAGGCUCAAAUUAGAAUGGACCUUAACUCUAAGAGGUGAAGUUCAUAAAUUUGUUAUUUCCUCUUCAAGAGGUCCUUGGUUAUUCAUCAGUGUAUUAUGGGUCAGUCAAUUUGAAGCCAAACCCCUCCCCCUUCCAGGCAAGGUCAAAUUCCCAACCCUUCAGGCACAGAUGAGGGUCAAAUACCCAUGGGUUGCCAGGGUAAGGGGGGAUGUUGAAGCUUGAAAUUGAUUGGCCUAUUAUUGUGGUAGUGCAGAAUGGAAGUCAAAAUUUAAAAUCACAAGUGCUUUUUUCCAAAUCAGAGUAAUAUACUUAAUAGAUAAACUGAGGUAUUUACAAGUGCUAAGUCCAUAGUGUGUGUAAAGAGUUAUUGUGGGUAGCAAAAACACAAUUCAGAUGCAGACGUAUUAAAUACUCAUCUACAAUGUUGUUAAACAAAAAAUUUUUAUUCAAUAAAAAUACAACAAUG